Penicillium griseofulvum is the source of this 1134-nucleotide messenger RNA. Its product is annotated as Aldolase-type TIM barrel. The coding region runs from base 1 to 1134 and encodes 377 amino acids. The transcript is spliced from 5 exons. NCBI's taxonomy places the organism in Eukaryota, Fungi, Ascomycota, Eurotiomycetes, Eurotiales, Aspergillaceae. Gene Ontology annotation, molecular function: oxidoreductase activity; FMN binding. The record is from RefSeq and is a predicted model, not a curated record.
AUGGCCGAAGGCCUGGCAGAAAAUAAGCAUUUACCCGGUAAGCGGAUUUCUCGCGUCUACGGAGAAUGGGCAAAGGGUGGAUGGGGAGCCCUUCUCACAGGAAAUGUGCAAGUUGACGUUCGUCAUCUCGGUGGUGGCGGUGAUCUGGCAACGCGUGAGUCUCACUUAGCUGAUGAGGAGGCACUGAAUGCAUGGAGAGAAUACGCCAACGCCUGUCAACAACAUGGCACGCCGACGAUCGCUCAGAUUUGUCACCCUGGUCGUCAGUCUCCUAGAGGUGCAGGUGAAAAGGCUCUUUUCGAGAAGCCUAUAGCGCCGAGCGCCAUUCCCCUUGAUAUCGGCAAGGGCUGGGCUGCUGCUAUCGUCCAGAAUGUCGCUUUCGGGGUGCCACGGGCCAUGAACCAAUUUGAUAUCAACCUGGUGACUGCACAAUUCGUAACUUGUGCGCGUGUGCUAGCACAAAUUGGUUUCUCCGGUAUUGAGAUCCAUGCGGCACACGGUUACCUUCUGUCCCAAUUCCUCUCAGAAAAAAGUAACACUCGUGAUGACCAAUAUGGGGGUGACGCUACACGGCGCGCCCGUAUUAUCCUUGACAUAAUCUAUCAAAUUCGAAAGGCUGUGCCGAAGACAUUUUGCGUUGGGAUCAAGUUGAACUCUGCCGAUAGCAGCUCGGCACAGUUUGAAGAUACCAUGACCCAAAUUGGUCUUUUUGUCGAUGCAGGUGUGGAUUUUCUUGAAAUAUCUGGUGGAAGCUAUGAAGACCCGACGAUGAUGGGCCGCGGAUUGCGAGAAGAAAGUAACAGCCCCGAAAGCCUAAAGAAGGAAUCUCGGGAAGCCUUCUUUUUGGACUUUGCAACGCAAGCAAGGAAGCGGUUCCCGGACCAAAUCCUCAUGCUCACUGGAGGAUUUCGAACCCGAAAAGGUAUUGAGUCCGCAUUAAAGGCUGGAGUCUGCGAUCUUGUCGGUAUAGGCCGCCCAGCGGUCCUCAACGUAAACUUUCCACGCCUCAUGAUUGACGAUGCUGUAUACACCGAUCAGCAAGCCCGGGUGGUCUUUCCCAAGGUCCAAGUUCCAUUCCUGGCCAGGCUACUCAACAUCAAAAUGUUGGGUGGAGGUGCAGAAACAGUGAGUUGA